This is a messenger RNA of Spea bombifrons (plains spadefoot toad), 2099 nucleotides long. Its product is annotated as E3 ubiquitin/ISG15 ligase TRIM25-like. The coding region runs from base 79 to 2016 and encodes 645 amino acids. The record is from RefSeq and is a predicted model, not a curated record. Gene Ontology annotation, molecular function: protein binding. The transcript is spliced from 8 exons. Lineage: Eukaryota; Metazoa; Chordata; Amphibia; Anura; Pelobatidae.
CCGGAGACGUUUCGGCUGGGUGUCCGAGGGACUGUCGGCUGGGUGUCCGGAGAAGUUUCGGCCGUGUGUCCGGGGAACAUGGCCGGGUGUCUGGGGGACAUAGCCGAGGACCUCAGUUGUUCCAUCUGCUUGGGCCCCUUCCAGAGCCCGGUGAGCACCCCUUGCGGUCACAACUUCUGCAGCGAGUGCCUGGGGCUGACGUGGAAGGGGGCAAAUAACAGGGGCUUCACCUGCCCCCAGUGCAGAUACCCUUUCCCUGAGAAGCCCGAGCUCAGGAAGAACACCCUGCUGAGCAGCCUGGUGGAUCGGAUCAUGGAGGCCAAAGGCAACCCUUUCCCCGGGCAGCAGGAGGACCUGCUCGGGGGGGACCUGCUCGGGGGGGACCUGCUCGGGGGGGAUUUGCUCGGGGGGGACCUGCUGCCUGCCCUGGACCCGCUGCCUGCCCGAGAUCUGCUCGGGGGGGACCCGCUGCCCUCCCGGGAUCUGCUCGGGGGGGACCCGCUGCCUGCCGGAUGCGUGCUGUGUGAUCACUGCAUGAAGGCAGCCGCUGCCCGGACCUGCCUCACCUGCAUGGCCUCCUUCUGCCCCGAGCACCUGCAGCCCCACCACGAGAGUCCGGCAUUCAAGGACCACGAGCUCACGGAGCCUGUGAAGGAUCUGACCCGCAGGAAGUGCUCCGAUCACGGCAAACUCCUGGACUAUUACUGUUGGGGGCACGGCCGGUGCCUGUGCUGCAGCUGCCUCCCCGGCCAUAGGCAGUGCCAGACCCUGAGCCUGCGGGAGGGGAAGCGGCGGAGAGAGCUCGAGGUCCGGAAUCUGCUGCAGUCGCUAACGCAGAAAAUAAAGAGCUCAUCGAAUAAAGCUGAUGAUGUCAUAACUGAACAGAGAAAAGUCAUGGAUAUUACACAGAAGAAGAAGGAUCUGGUGCUCGGAGAGUUUAAUGAAAUUCAGGCUCUAAUCGAGGGAGAAAAAGCGAAAGCCAUGCGCAGCAUCGAGGAGGAGGAGAAGAAGGUCGUCAGAAAGUUCAGCUUCACCCACCAAGUCCUGGGCAAGAAGCAGCGCGAGUUCCAGGCGUUAAAGGUCAGAGUGGAGUCUCUGCUGCAGGAGGAGGACGAGCUCCAGUUCCUGAAGCGCUCGGCGGAAAUGCAGGACGUGCCGUCGAAAGAGCCCUACAAGCCCAAGAUCGAGUUCAACGAGAAACUUCUGCACCAGAUCUACAGGAGGGCAGCAUCGCUUAAGAACUCAAUCAGCCAUAACCUCCAGCAGCCAGAUGAUCCAUCGGAGCUGAAGUGUCCGCACCCCGUGCCGCAGGAAUCUCCGGAAAAAGAACACCGACAGGAUGAAUCGUCUGAAAGGAAACCUCAAAUGCCAAAGAAGACCCCAAGAGAAAAAAAGAAACAGCCCCCCAAAACGAUGCCCAAAAAGCAUCCGUCGGCACCCACCGCGGCGGCUGCAAACCGGUCUAGAGAAGAGCUUCUGAAAUAUGCUGAAAGACUGGUCCUGGAUAUCAACACCGCGCACAAGAGAGUUCUCCUGUCCGACAGAUUCACCACGGUAACGGUCAGCGACAAACCGCAGGACUACGCCAUGACAUCAGAGCGCUUCACUCAUUGUUCCCAGGUUCUGUGCACCCGCGGCCUCUCGCACGGCAUCCAUUACUGGGAGGUCGGCGUCCAUGGCGGCAACUUCAGUGGAAUUGGCGUCGCCUACAGGAACAUAGCCAGGACCGGAGUAGAAAGCCGUCUGGGGCGGAACAAGGAGUCCUGGUGCAUUGAGUGGUUUAAUGGGAAGUUGCAGGCCUGGCACGCUGAUAGACAGACUGACCUCGCCGCUGCCAACAUUCACCGAGUCGGCGUCUUACUCCAUUACGACGAAGGCUUCCUCGCUUUUUUCUCUGUCGCAGACGAAUUCCGCGAGAUUUACCGGUUCCGCGCCCAAUUCGCAGAGCCGCUUUAUCCCGCUUUCUGGGUGUUUUCCAGCAACACGACCCUCUCCGUUACCCCCUUAAAUGAAUGAUUGCGCAGGGUGGGCAGAUGUGGACGAGCCGGAGCCGGCUUGGAUUCCCCCAGUCUGCAGACAGGUCUUUGGGUUUGUCGGGU